Molecule: messenger RNA, 3950 nt
Organism: Terrapene triunguis (Three-toed box turtle)
Lineage: Eukaryota; Metazoa; Chordata; Testudines; Emydidae
Gene: KLF3
Product: Kruppel like factor 3
Exons: 8
Coding region: 867-1913 (348 amino acids)
Biological process (GO): regulation of transcription by RNA polymerase II
Molecular function (GO): DNA-binding transcription factor activity, RNA polymerase II-specific; RNA polymerase II cis-regulatory region sequence-specific DNA binding
Source: RefSeq, a predicted model, not a curated record
UGGGUGCCGGUUCCCUUGCCCAGCCCGUGUUUGUGAAGCCAGCUCCGCGGCAGCCCGCCCUGAGCGCCUCCCUUCCUGCUGCCCCGGGGGCGCUGCGCCGCGCGGUUGUUUGGCUGCUGCCGCAGCUUUGCUGCUCAGGCGGGCAGGGGGGUGUAGUUGGCGCCGGGUGCCAGGCGCACGCCUCUGCCUGACACGCAGCGAGGGAGAGGCGGAGGAGCAGCUGGAAGGGCCGGUCAGGCGGCGGCUCCGCCGCGGUGCUGGGGAUAAUUAGUGUCUGUGAGUCUGUCUGCCUCCGGGGGGCAGGGUGGGGGGAGCAGUGCGUGCCUGGCUGGGUGUGCGAGCCAGUGACUCGCCCCGGCCCCUCCAGCGCAGCCUCCACCCAGCGGGCUGGGAGCCGCCCUGGCCGCGCUCCCCUCCCUGACCCUCCCCUUACCCCGCCGGCCAAGGGAGCCUGGCAGAGCGAGCGGCGCCGGCGUCAUGUGACAGCGGAGACUAGUGCCAGGAGCCUGGGGGAGCCGAGCGAGCGCCCUCCCCUCGCCCAGAGACGCACGGCCACCGCGGAGCGCACAGCCUCAGCCGCAGGGAGCCGGGACGCGGGCCGGGUGCUUUGCUCUGUUUCACAGCCCCCAUCGCAGGGCUUCGGGCGGCGGCGGAGGCCCCCUGCCCUGCUGAGGGGAGGAAAUAUCGUACUGUUACAUGAAUUCAAGGAUCCGCACUCUUCCAGAUUUAAUGCAGAAAAAUGAGACACUAACAACUUUCCUUGGAUUAAAUGGAAAUACAAAUUGUAAGAAAAUUAUUUCAAGUGAACACACAAGCUAAUAAUUUUGCCCAGGACGACACAGACAUCAGAAGAUUUCACUGAAAAGAUGCUAAUGUUUGAUCCAGUCCCUAUCAAGCAAGAAGCCAUGGAACCUAUUUCAGUGUCAUACCAGUCCAAUUACAUGGACCAAAUGAAGCCAAACAAAUACAGUGUCAUUUAUCCUACCCCAAAUAUGUUGCACAAUAAAUUCUAUCAAACCCCAGAAGGACUAUCUAAUGGAAUCCAAAUGGAGCCAGUUGACCUUACAGUGAAUAAACGAAGCUCACCACAUUCAGCUGGAAGUUCUCCUUCUCCUCUGAAAUUUCAGACUAUACAUAGAAGAGCCUCACCUGGAUUAACUUUGUCCUCACCCAGCCCACCUAUGAAAAAAUUCACCCCACCACCUCCCCCAGGAGUUCAACCUUUUUCCAUGCCAUUAACAAUCCCUCCAGUAAUGGCUGCUCUUUCACGCCCUGGACUUAGGAGCCCUGGGAUACUUCCAAUUAUACAGCCACUUGUGGUCCAACCUGUUCCUUUUAUGUAUGCUCCACAUCUCCAGCAACCUAUAAUGGUGUCUACUGUUCUUCCAGAAGAGUUGGAAAAUCCAAGUAGCAUGCAAGUGCCUGUAAUUGAAUCUUAUGAGAAGCCCACAUUAAAGAAAACAAUCAAAGUAGAACCAGGAAUUGAAUCACCAAGGACCGAGUUCUAUCCUGAACAAAUGUCUCCUCCAAUGAUGACUUCCUUGUCUCCUCAGCAAAUAAUGUUGCAAGAGAAUCACCCUUCAGUUAUAGUUCAGCCGGGAAAGAGACCUUUACCUGUGGAAUCUCCAGACACACAAAGGAAACGCAGAAUACACAGGUGUGAUUACGAAGGUUGCAACAAAGUCUAUACUAAAAGCUCCCACCUAAAAGCUCACAGAAGAACGCAUACAGGUGAAAAGCCAUACAAGUGCACCUGGGAGGGAUGCACGUGGAAGUUUGCUCGUUCUGAUGAACUAACGCGACAUUUCCGUAAACAUACCGGAAUCAAACCCUUCCAGUGCCCGGACUGUGACCGUAGUUUCUCACGCUCGGACCAUCUUGCUCUCCACAGGAAACGCCAUAUGCUAGUCUGAAUGUCUCUUGUCCCUCAGCUGCCCAUCACACUUUCUUUUUUACAUGUGCAUUUUAAUUUGGAUUCAGCUGGUCUGAAUCUCUGCGCUUACACAAUUAAAAGCUUCCAUAUGGUCAGUAAUAGAUGUUAUCUAACCCUGCUAUGUCCUUGCCACGGGUCAGACCUAAAGAAUGUGAACAUUUUUUUUUCUAGGGAUGCUAAGCAAACCCUUCCUGCAGACAGUAUGUGUAAUGUAUUCCUUUGUGAAUAAGGGAAUUUGUAAACUAGCAACUUCGUUGGUUUUGCCAUAUAAUCAGCCAGCAUAAAUUGAUCAACUAGUAAAUGUUAUAGAAUAUCCAGUCCUUGCCAGAGACUUUAUUUACGAGCCCUGCAAAGGAUACACUCUCCUUUUAUGCUCAACAGUGCAAUGAAUGGACUUUCCAACAUUGCUGGUUACAGCAGCAUGUUUAAAGCAACACUUUUAGAAAGACACCUUCUCACUGUAGAAAUCCCCUCUGCCAAGACAGUGAAUGACACUGUAAUAACUAACUAAGCAAAGUACUCUCUUUACAUCAUGAAAGAUUAAGUGAUAGCUGAUCUGGACUAAAUGAAUAAUAAUAUUUGAAGAAGCAUCAGCAGAAAUUGGUGUAUACACAUGAUUGUGCCUCUAAACCAACAUCACCUAUCUUUUGUAUUAUACUGUAGUACAUGAGCUUGUGUUUAUUGCAUGAUGCCUCGGUAGAUUCCUUAAGUGUGUGAUUCCUGUGUGACACUAUCUCUGUUUUGUGUGCAGCCGUAUAGGUGGAACACAUGGUACUCCUAUGACAUGACAUGAAAUGAUUUUCACAGAGACCUACCAUACCUCAUUUCAGGGGUAAAGAUGUAUCCCUCGAUAAUCACUCCCCUGUGUUUCCUGUUCUUUAAAAACUUCAUCAUACCUCAAAAGCAGCAGUUAUCAUAUCAAAAUGCUCAAAACUGUACCACUGGUGGAAGCGAGUGCCAAUUUGAUACACUACAGUAUUUAAAUUUUAGUUCACAAGAUUUUUUUUGAUGGCAAAAGGCUAAAUGGCAUCCAAUAGGAAGCACUUCCUGUGAGAAAUGGAGUUGUGUAAAUGUCUCAAAUGAAGAGAGUAGGCUUGAUAAGCCAUUUAAUGGCUCUGUGAUUUGAUUUGUGGCUCUGUUGGUUUCUUGAUGCUAGGUGGACCAAGAGAUCCCAUGGAUGUGCUUGUUGUAUUAACAAAUUGAGUCAGAAAGGUUCAACUCCCAGUUUCAGUUAACAAAAUAAAAUAAAUACCCAAGUAAAACAACCUCAAGUUUGGUGCUAAAUCUGUUCCAGAACUUUGGAGGUGUUAACUGCAUUAAAAGGGAGGUUCCUGCAUUUAUUGUUGGCUGCUUUUGUGACACCACAAGGAAACAAGAUGUAUUUGUCUAGACUGUUAUGUCCCACAACGUUUUUUGUUCAGUUCAUUAUGCAAAUUAGGUAUAGUUCAUGCAAUAUGAAAAUGUCAUAGUCAAAUUUUCACCUCAUGGAAAAACCCACUGGAAAGGAAAAUAUCUGCAUGCUGCCCUCUAUGGAAAGGAAUUUGAGACCCUGUGACGCAGGAAGUGUUCAUAACCUUAAACACUGGACACCUGGAAAAUCCUGCAUAUCCAAGAGUUGCUGUGCCAGUUUACUCUCUUGGCAGUGUGGUUACAUCUACCUGACAUCCACAGCUGCUCCCCUCUGUCAGCAAAACUGGCAGGAAGGGGAGCGUCUCUAGUAGUAUAACUAUAGGCCAAUGUAUAGACAUUUGGGAGGGUAAAGAAUAAAUGUAUACCUUACAGCUGUCUGAACUUUAAUGCCAAGUGUCAGAGUAAUGGGAUAUUUUCACUUAUUGUACAGAAAAGUGUAAAGGGUGCUUCUGACAUAAAAUAUGAAGUAUUUUCCCUGCUCUAAAAUUAACAUUCAUAUACUAACGUAUGGAACUGGACAUCCAUUUAUCUAAGGCAGCGGUUCUCAACCAGGGGCCUGGGGCCCCCUGGGGGUCCAUGAGCAGGUUUCAGGGGUUCCCCCAAGCAG